This is a messenger RNA of Mercenaria mercenaria, 990 nucleotides long. RefSeq names its product complement C1q-like protein 2. The transcript has 4 exons. Bases 308 to 889 code for a protein of 193 amino acids. Gene Ontology annotation, molecular function: protein binding. The record is from RefSeq and is a predicted model, not a curated record. Lineage: Eukaryota; Metazoa; Mollusca; Bivalvia; Venerida; Veneridae.
GGAAUGGACAUCCUGGUCUACAUGUGACGUCACUUUUGAAACAGGAACCCAGUCAAGGGCAAGGACGUGUACAACCCCAGCACCAGCUCAUGGUGGUUUAGACUGUAUUGGCGACAAGGCACAAACUAAACAAUGUCACAAGCAGCUUUGCCCUGUGCACGGUGGGUGGAGCGCGUGGGAAGCGUGGGGCACCUGUUCGGUGACAUGUGAUAUCGGCAUACAAAGACGACAGCGCACGUGUACAAACCCAGCACCCCAGCGAUUUGGCGACCACUGUUUCGGUUUUAGCUUGGAUGACCGGCUGUGCAUGUCUAUAGCAUGUUCAGAUGGCGGAUGGACAGCCUGGGGAUUCUGGGGAACUUGUAGUAUCACCUGUGGAGGAGGUUUCCGGUCACGGUCUAGGACCUGUACAAAUCCGAUACCCUCGCUUAGCGGCAAAUACUGUAAAGGCGAUACAAUACAAGUAGGAGCAUGUAGCAACAACGUUUGCAAAGAACCUAAUGUCGCAUUCCGAAGUAAGGAUGUGGUCAGUACCAUCCCGCAUUCCGGACAAACUAUCGUGUUCAAGACAGCCACACUGAACGAAGGCAGCGGCUAUGAUAAGACCACAGGGAUAUUUACAGCACCAGUAGCAGGAACAUAUUUGUUCUCAAUACAGCUGUGUGUUGAGAAGGGACACGAUGUUGAUUACGCUAUAGUUGUAGACGGCGUAAAUGUAAAAGUAGGUCAUUUUUCUGAUGCAACCUGGGAACUAUGCUACUCAGCAGAGACCGUAGCCAUUUUACGUUCCGGGAGCCGUGUUUGGGUGAAAUGUGAUUAUGACACGUGUUAUCUACAUCAACGUACUCACUAUUCGAACACAUUCUCUGGUGUGUUGAUUCACUCAUAAAAUUCAACUAUUAUUUCAAUAGAUAGCAAUUGAACGUUUAGCAGUUUCAGCGACAUAUGUGUACAAUACAAUGUAAGUUUUGUAUUCCAUUGUUGGUUUUA